AUGACAUUCGGUAAACAAGCAGAUCCAGAUUUAACUAAAUUAUUAGAUAAAAAAUUAGCAAUUAAAUUAAAUGGAAAUAGAACAGUACAUGGAAUAUUAAGAGGAUUUGAUACAUUUAUGAAUAUAGCAUUAAAAGAUACAGUUGAAGUUGUUUCACCAACUGAGAAAUAUGAAAUAGGUAUGGUUAUCAUUAGAGGUAACUCAAUACUUUUAAUGGAACCAUUAGAGUCAAUGGCAUACGUACCAAAAACAGAGUAA
This is a messenger RNA of Dictyostelium discoideum AX4, 258 nucleotides long. It is a transcript of the gene snrpG, whose product is annotated as LSM domain-containing protein. The transcript is spliced from 3 exons. Gene Ontology annotation, cellular component: cytosol; spliceosomal complex; nucleus. The record is from RefSeq and is a predicted model, not a curated record. Gene Ontology annotation, molecular function: RNA binding. Bases 1 to 258 code for a protein of 85 amino acids. Gene Ontology annotation, biological process: mRNA splicing, via spliceosome. Lineage: Eukaryota; Evosea; Eumycetozoa; Dictyosteliales; Dictyosteliaceae.